Messenger RNA from Dendrobium catenatum, 3100 nucleotides. RefSeq names its product probable alpha,alpha-trehalose-phosphate synthase [UDP-forming] 9. Bases 305 to 2911 code for a protein of 868 amino acids. NCBI's taxonomy places the organism in Eukaryota, Viridiplantae, Streptophyta, Magnoliopsida, Asparagales, Orchidaceae. The record is from RefSeq and is a predicted model, not a curated record. Gene Ontology annotation, biological process: trehalose biosynthetic process. Gene Ontology annotation, molecular function: catalytic activity. The transcript is spliced from 4 exons. Gene Ontology annotation, cellular component: cytosol.
UCCGCUAAUUGUUGACGAUUCUCGCUCUCUGCAACUACCCGCUCUCAUAAGACAAGAUCGAAGAGGAAGAAAAGGAUGAGAGGACUGGAGGAAUUUCUUCGAAUGGUAGGAAGAAGAGAAGAGUAUCAGUUCGAUAUUGGAUCUCUUCGACCUCUGCACCAUUGGUGAUAAAUAAUACGUUGGCUGCUGCUUUCUAGAACGCUUACUUGAUUUUGUUAAUUAUUGAAGACUAGAAGUUGGGUUAUUUCUUUUCAUUAGCUGUGAACAUUCUUUCUUGAAAUAUACAUUGGCAUCCUCUAGAAUCAUGAUACCAAAUUCGGCAAAUCUUUUAACGAUGAACUCGGAUGAAAUGACGGAUUUUCCACAAAAUGAAAAAAUAAUUUCUCGGGUGAUGAGUUCUCCUGGCCUGAUUUCGGACCUGGGAAGUAUACAAAAUGAUGCUGAUUCAGGCAGUUUGACAUCUGUAUCACGUCAAAGAAUAAUAAUAGUUGCCAAUUUUCUCCCACUUCAUUUUUUGAAGGAGAAACAAACUGGAAAGUGGUGCUUUUCAUGGGACGAAGACUCUCUUCUACUGCAGCUUAAAGAUGGUUUAUCUUCUGAAACUGAAGUCAUUUAUGUUGGGAGUCUGAAAGUUGAUGUUGAUGUUAGUGAGCAGGAAGAAAUUGCUCAAAAGCUUUUGGAUGAUUACAAGUGCGUCCCAACGUUCCUUCCAAUUGACCUUCAAAAGAAUUUCUAUCAUGGUUUCUGUAAGCAACAGUUGUGGCCACUUUUCCAUUACAUGCUUCCCAUCUGUCUCAACAAGGGUGACCUCUUUGAUCGGUCUCUUUUUCAAGCUUACGUUUCAGUCAAUAGAAUAUUUGCUGACAAGGUGAUGGAAGUGAUUAAUUCAGAUGAUGACUAUGUAUGGGUUCAUGAUUAUCACCUAAUGCUGCUUCCCACAUUCUUGAGGAAGAGACUAAACCGAAUCAAGCUUGGGUUCUUCCUCCACACCCCGUUUCCUUCCUCAGAAAUUUAUCGGACUCUACCUGUCAGAGAUGACAUUCUUAGAGGAUUGCUUAAUUCUGAUCUAAUUGGAUUCCAUACAUUUGAUUAUGCCCGGCACUUUCUUUCAUGCUGUAGUCGGAUGCUAGGGCUGAACUAUGAGUCUAAGCGCGGUCACAUUGGAAUUGAGUAUGGUGGUCGUACCGUUGGCAUUAAAAUUCUUCCUGUUGGUGUUCACAUUGGACGGCUUCAAUCUCUAUUAAGUCUUCCUUCUACCAUUGGCAAGAUUCAAGAAAUUGAGCAGAAGUUCAAGGGGCAAAAGUUGCUAGUAGGUGUAGAUGAUAUGGACAUCUUCAAAGGCAUCAGCUUGAAGUUGCUGGCACUUGAGUUGCUACUCGAUAGGAAUCCUGAUCUACGAGGAAAAGUGGUACUUGUUCAAAUUGUAAAUCUGGCAAGGAGCUCUGGUAAUGAUGUGAAGGAUGCAAGAGCAGAAACAAUGUCAUUGGCAGAAAGAAUCAACCUUCGGUAUGGCAACCAAAUCUACAAUCCUGUGGUACUUAUUGAUUACGCUAUCCCCUUUCAUGAAAAGAUUGCUUUCUAUGUUGCUGCUGAGUGCUGCAUUGUAAAUGCCUUAAGGGAUGGAAUGAAUUUGGUUCCAUAUGAAUAUGUAGUUUGUCGACAAGGAACUGAGGAGAUGGAUAAAUUAAGAGAUAUUGGCAGAGGUUCUCCACGAACCAGUACACUUAUUGUUUCUGAAUUUGUGGGAUGUUCUCCAUCCUUGAGUGGAGCUUUCAGGGUAAACCCUUGGAGCCUUGAGGAUGUGGCUGAUGCUUUGUAUCAGGCCAUUGACAUGAACGAGUCUGAAAGACAGCUCCGGCAUGAAAAGCAUUACCGCUAUGUGAGCUCUCAUCAUGUGUCGUAUUGGGCGCGCAGCUUCACACAGGAUCUUGAGAGAGCAUGCAAAGAUCACUACAACCAAAGGUGCUGGGGUGUUGGUCUUGGUUUAGGUUUCAGGGUUAUUGCCCUUUCUCCUGGUUUCAGGAAACUAUCUGUUGGCCAUGUUGUCUCGUCCCACCGCAGAUCCAAUAGGAGAGCAAUCUUCUUAGAUUAUGAUGGAACACUCAUGCCAGAAACAUCUAUAGUAAAAGAUCCAAGCAGUGAUAUUAUUUCUAUGCUAAAGACUCUGUGCAGUGACCCUAGAAAUAAUGUGUUUAUUGUUAGUGGAAGAGGGCGGGCUCCUCUUGCCAACUGGUUUUCAUCAUGUGAAGCACUUGGAAUUGCUGCUGAACAUGGCUAUUUCAUCAGGUGGAAUGCGUCUUCUAAUUGGGAAUCUAGUCCAGUUGUGGUCGAUCCAGAUUGGAUGAACAUAGCAGAACCUGUCAUGACUUUGUAUACAGAGGCAACUGAUGGAUCCUACAUAGAAGUGAAGGAGAGUGCUUUGGUCUGGCAUCAUCAAUAUGCUGAUCCUGUCUUUGGCUCAUGCCAAGCAAAGGAAUUGUUGGACCAUCUUGAGAAUGUUCUUGCUAAUGACCCGGUGGUUGUUAAACGUGGGAAUCUUAUUGUGGAAGUUAAACCUCAAGGAGUCGGUAAAGGACUGGUUGUGGAGAAGCUGCUUAAGACGCUUAUAAAUGAUGGAAAACCACCAGAUUUUUUGAUGUGCAUUGGUGAUGAUCGAUCUGACGAGGACAUGUUUGAAAGCAUUAUUUCUACAGCCUCUAGUUCACUUUUUCCUGUAGUUCCUGAAGUGUUUGCCUGUACUGUUGGCCAGAAGCCAAGUAAAGCCAAGUAUUUUGUCAAUGAUACCAUGGAAGUGAUCAACCUGCUGGAAGCCAUUGCAGAUUCUUCUUCUCAAAGAAGCAAGGAUUUAAAAAAAUUGGUUUCGUUUGAAGGGUCAAUGGAGUCACAAGAUCUGCCUAUUGUUUCUGCAUGAGAAGAUUAUUGGUUCUCUUGUACAUUCAUUACUCUUUUCUGUGGCUCAUAGAUUCUGUGACUCUGACUCUAACUAUUGUGAAGGACAACUGAAGAGAUACAAAUAGAAGCAGAGGAUUAAUUAAACUUUCGCUGACUCUACUAUGCCUUUUGUAGUGGUUUUUUUUUUCUUUUUUUUUUUGUUUGUAAA